Molecule: messenger RNA, 402 nt
Organism: Fulvia fulva
Lineage: Eukaryota; Fungi; Ascomycota; Dothideomycetes; Mycosphaerellales; Mycosphaerellaceae
Product: Ecp12
Exons: 3
Coding region: 1-402 (133 amino acids)
Source: RefSeq, a predicted model, not a curated record
AUGCUCUAUCUCGCUCUAACGAUCGUAGCUUGUCUGCUCUAUCCUACCCUCGCUAAGGAUAGCACUAGCACGGGAAAAGGAGCUAGAUGGACUCCAGGCAAAGAUGAUGCCUUGUGCUAUUGCGUUAACAGCCCGCCCGACGUCUCCCAACCGGCCGUAAAUGAUAACCAGGCGACUACAAAGGUCUGCCUAUCUUACCCGCACGCGCACUCCUUCACGUCUUUACGACAUAAGGACGUUCUGUGUAUGGGCAACGAAGAUUUUGCCGACUCUGGCCCCGCGUCUAAGGAAUUUGCUGAUAAGUGUAUCGACGUUGGAUCAGUUGGGGCUGUCUGUUGCCCGCAGAAGACACAAGGCUUGCCUGAUGAUGGGACGGAGUGUUUUGUUGCGUUCCCGUCGUGA